Messenger RNA from Rana temporaria (common frog), 8906 nucleotides. RefSeq names its product transportin 1 (gene TNPO1). The transcript is spliced from 24 exons. NCBI's taxonomy places the organism in Eukaryota, Metazoa, Chordata, Amphibia, Anura, Ranidae. The record is from RefSeq and is a predicted model, not a curated record. Bases 143 to 2821 code for a protein of 892 amino acids. Gene Ontology annotation, molecular function: small GTPase binding; nuclear import signal receptor activity. Gene Ontology annotation, biological process: protein import into nucleus. Gene Ontology annotation, cellular component: nucleus; cytoplasm.
GGGCGGGCAGUCUGUCAGUCGCGGUGUCGGCGGGCAGUAGGACCGCGCCGUAGCCGCCUCCAUUUCCCGGCCAGGCAGGCCGCCUCCUCCUCUCCGCCUCGCUCGGGAAAGCCGCGCCGUGUCCGUGUCCCGCGCCCCCAGCAUGGAGUACGAGUGGAAGCCGGACGAGCAGGGCCUCCAGCAGAUCCUGCAGCUGCUGAAAGAGUCUCAGUCUCCGGACACGACCACCCAGAGGGCAGUGCAACAAAAAUUGGAACAGCUCAAUCAGUUUCCAGACUUCAACAAUUAUCUAAUUUUUGUUCUUACAAAGUUAAAAUCGGAAGAUGAGCCUACACGCUCUUUGAGUGGACUGAUCCUGAAAAAUAAUGUGAAAGCUCAUUUUCAGAACUUCCCCAAUGGGGUGACUGACUUUAUAAAGAGCGAGUGCUUGAAUAACAUUGGUGACUCAUCCCCACUAAUUAGAGCAACUGUAGGAAUCUUAAUCACAACUAUUGCCUCAAAAGGAGAGUUGCAGAAUUGGCCAGAGCUGCUGCCAAAGUUGUGUAGUCUGUUGGACUCGGAGGAUUAUAACACAUGUGAAGGAGCUUUUGGAGCCCUUCAGAAAAUCUGUGAAGACUCAGCUGAAAUUUUAGACAGUGAUGUAUUGGAAAGGCCACUUAAUGUUAUGAUUCCAAAGUUUUUGCAGUUCUUCAAACACAGUAGUCCAAAAAUAAGGUCACAUGCUGUUGCCUGCGUCAACCAGUUCAUUACUGCGAGAACACAAGCUCUUAUGAUGCAUAUUGAUUCCUUUAUUGAGAACUUAUUUGCAUUGGCCACAGACGGUGAGCCAGAAGUUCGGAAAAAUGUUUGCCGGGCACUUGUAAUGCUGCUUGAAAUUCGAAUGGACCGCCUGUUUCCUCAUAUGCAUAACAUUGUGGAGUACAUGCUGCUGAGGACGCAGGACCCUGAUGAAAAUGUGGCGUUGGAGGCCUGUGAGUUUUGGCUGACACUUGCUGAGCAGCAGAUUUGCAAAGAAGUGCUCUCCCGGCAUCUUGCAAAGUUGAUACCGAUCUUGGUGAAUGGGAUGAAAUAUUCAGAAAUAGAUAUCAUCUUACUAAAGGGUGAUGUAGAAGAGGAUGAAGCUGUGCCCGACAGUGAGCAGGAUAUCCGACCUCGGUUUCACAGAUCGCGAACGGUGGCCCAGCCUCAUGAGGAGGAUGGUAUUGAGGAAGAUGAGGACGAUGAUGAUGAUGACCUUGAUGAUGAUGAUGAGACAAUAUCAGACUGGAAUAUAAGGAAAUGUUCGGCUGCAGCUCUUGAUGUGCUAGCCAAUGUAUUAAGGGAUGAACUUCUGCCACACAUUUUGCCUCUGUUAAAAGAACUCCUUUUUCAUCAAGAAUGGGUAGUCAAGGAAUCUGGAAUCCUUGUUCUUGGAGCUAUUGCAGAAGGUUGUAUGCAGGGUAUGAUUCCUUACCUUCCUGAGCUGAUCCCCCAUCUUAUUCAGUGCCUUUCUGAUAAAAAGGCUCUUGUGCGUUCCAUUACUUGCUGGACCCUUAGCCGCUAUGCACACUGGGUAGUCGGCCAGCCCCCAGACAUGUAUUUAAAGCCAUUAAUGACAGAGCUGCUAAAACGCAUUCUUGACAGCAACAAGCGAGUACAAGAAGCUGCUUGCAGUGCCUUUGCUACUUUAGAAGAGGAAGCUUGUACUGAGCUUGUUCCCUACUUAGCUUACAUUCUGGAUACAUUGGUCUUUGCAUUCAGUAAAUACCAGCACAAAAACCUUCUCAUCCUUUAUGAUGCUAUAGGAACAUUAGCGGAUUCCGUUGGACAUCACCUAAAUAAGGAAGAAUAUAUUCAGAUGCUGAUGCCUCCACUUAUUCAAAAAUGGAAUGUUUUAAAGGAUGAAGACAAGGAUCUUUUUCCUUUACUUGAGUGCCUAUCUUCUGUUGCUACUGCACUUCAGUCCGGUUUCUUACCAUACUGUGAACCUGUAUACCAGCGUUGUGUGAACUUGGUACAAAAGACUCUUCAGCAAGCAAUGAUGCACAAUGCACAGCCAGACCAGUACGAGUCUCCAGAUAAAGAUUUUAUGAUUGUGGCCCUAGAUCUACUGAGUGGGCUGGCUGAAGGGCUUGGUGGUAACAUUGAACAGCUUGUGGCUCGGAGCAACAUCCUGACUCUAAUGUACCAGUGUAUGCAGGAUAAGAUGCCAGAGGUGAGGCAAAGUUCUUUUGCAUUAUUGGGAGACCUUACCAAGGCAUGCUUUCAACAUGUCAAAUCAUGCAUUGCGGAUUUCAUGCCUAUCUUAGGAACAAACCUAAACCCUGAUCUAAUUUCUGUAUGCAACAAUGCUACCUGGGCAAUUGGUGAAAUUUCUAUACAAAUGGGACUUGAAAUGCAGCCUUAUGUUCCAAUGGUGUUGCAUCAACUUGUAGAAAUCAUUAACAAACCCGGCACGCCAAAGACUCUCUUAGAGAAUACAGCAAUAACAAUUGGUCGUCUUGGUUACGUUUGUCCUCAAGAGGUGGCCCCCAUGCUACAGCAGUUUAUAAGACCCUGGUGUACUUCAUUACGAAACAUUCGGGACAAUGAGGAGAAGGAUUCUGCUUUUCGUGGAAUUUGUACUAUGAUCAGUGUUAAUCCUGGAGGUGUAGUUCAGGAUUUUAUAUUUUUCUGUGAUGCUGUUGCAUCGUGGAUUAAUCCAAAAGAAGAUCUUCGAGACAUGUUCUGUAAGAUUCUUCAUGGGUUUAAAAACCAAGUAGGGGAUGAAAAUUGGAGACGCUUUUCAGACCAGUUUCCACUUCCCCUUAAAGAACGUCUUGCAGCAUACUAUGGAGUUUAACCUAGAUGUGCUCUAGCUGCAGUCUCACCGUUAGGGGUCCUUCAGUCUGGGAGACAGCGGGGGAGCCUCUGCACCCAGGGAAAAAGCUACCCUUUAAGAGGGGGGAAGGGCAAACCAGUAGGGAACACAGUACAAUCCCAAAGCCUACUGGGAGGGGCGGGAGGGAGGUGUUGCCGUCACUGUAUUAAGUCGAUGUUGGGAAACGUUUAAACCGUCUGGAGCCUUUGUGGGUGGAAAUAUGUCUCCUUUACAAUACUGCACUGGAUGUGAAGAAGCAAAUUCUCAUCGCCAAACGGCACAUUCUGGUAUAUAGGGAAUUGUACUUAAGAGUACCUUUAUAAUUGAACUCUAGAGGGUUAAGUAGGAAGAAACAAAUUUUUGCACACUUCAGAGGAAAUCUUAGGAAUGGGGGAUUAUAGCAGUAAAUGGCAUUUAUAUUAAAGCAAAAGGGUUGCCUAACUAUCCCGCUAAUUGGGAAUUUUCUGUGUUUGCAUGUUAAUGAAGACAUAAAUAGAUGAAGUUGGCAAAGUUAAACACAGCUUGCUGCGCGUAUUACGAGCAGAUAAUUGCAGUCUGCACUUCAAAUGCCUGUGAAAUAAGUUAAGAUCUACUGCAUAAAUUGAUGUCCACCAAAAUGCCAAAUUUAGUAUUUUUUUUUUAUAUUAUUUAUUUUUUUUUCUCUUCAGGAGGGGAAGGAACAAGUUAAAACAAAACUCCUUAUUUUAGUUUACGAAGAACAUUUAAUAUAAGUAUAUAUUUUUUUAAGAAUCACUCCUUUGCUGAAUGAUAAUUUUCAAUUUUUGUUUGGCAGCAAUAGUUAAACAAUAGACUAAGGCAUAUUGUUUCUUCCAGUUUAGAGGAGAAUAUGAAGUGCUUUGCACCAGUGUCGUGAGGGGUUUCCUUCUCCCGGGGCAUGCAGUCCAGGAUUCUUGUAGUGGUUAAGAAUUAAUACAUUUAGUGGGGUUAAGUUUGUAUCACAUAGUAGGGUAGGUCAACAUUACCUGUAUGCGCCUUUUUUUUUUUUUUUCUUCCUUUUUUUUUUUUUUGCGGUUUAUUCAUUAAGUUUCACCCUGCAUCCAUAUUGUCUGUUUUAGGUAUCAUAGAUUAUUACUUUAAGUGCUAUAGAAUACGGUUAAGCCCUAGCCCUUUUGUCUGUCAGCAGGGUCCUACCUCACUGCCCUGUGAGUCUCAUUGAUGGGGAAGGGAGGGUUAAAUGAUAAAAUCUCCAGCAUAGGGAAAGAAAUAAACGUCAUAUAGCAACACAAUGUGGAAAUCUGGUUGAAUUGUGCAAAAACCUGUUUGCCUUUGUGCUAUCAGUGUGAUGUGCUUUCUGCAUGAUUAAGUACUAGUGAUUACUAAAAGUUACACGGAGUAAGAUCAAAUUAGAUGGCUCAUACUGAAAACUUUAGACAACAAGUUAACUGCUAUAAUUUUGUAUUCAUUGACACUUCACAACAUAUUACCCAUCAUAAGUUCUUUUUCUUAUGUUGAUUGUCAAAGCAUGAUCAUAAAGCAUUGAUUUUGUAGAUGUGAUGCAGGGUAUAUGCACUGUAUCGAUGGCGCAUGUUGGUGGCCCUAUGUACCCUGAGCUGAAACUUUUGGAGUACAAUUCAAAUAGCUACAGAAUGAAUGUUGGGUUGUGGUCCCCCUUUACAUCCCCAAAUUAAUUUGUUCAGCUCUUUUAUGUUGCUUUUUUUUUCUCCCUUCAUUUGUAUUCCUGUGAAUAAACCCUUAUUAAGUUAACCUUUUAUUUUUCUUUCCAUGUGUAUUUUCUUAUGUACUGUGAAUAUGAAAACUUUAACCGGCACUCUUUAACAGAAGUGCUGAUGUAAAAGUGCAAGUCUUUAAUAAUUCAAGUCGCCUCAAAGGUAUCCCAUGAUGAUAAAGAAAAGUAACGGACUUAAACUCUGCGGGUCAGAGCUGAAACAGCCACUUUUCCACUUUCUUAAAGCAGAUUAUAAAAAGUUGCAAUGUUAAGCCAUAACCAUUUUUAAUAGAAUAUUUACUUUGCUCUGAACUCGUUUUGCAAUUAAACAAUUGAAAUCAAUUUUGUAAGAAGUAUUGUUCUUUAAUGUUGCAUGGUUUUAUUAAAGCUUUAUAUGGUAAUUGAGGAUAGGUGAACUCAAAAGAAAACUAUCUUAAAAAGGGUGUAGUUUUGCCCUGGCAAAUCCUUGGCAAGUAAAAAAUAUAGUCAUAGCUUGCUAAAACUUUUUUUAUUUUGAUAAGUGAUGAAAGAUGCAAAAAAACCAAAGGAUUCUAGGAAGUCUAAAAGUAAGCCUAGAAAGCAAAAGCAAAUGUUUUCUAUUGACAACAUUUCUUCUUCUAUGUUAAGAUGAAAAACAAUUGCAUUUGUGUGAAAAAAAAAAAAGUAAAGAUGAAUGCCAGCAUUUUAUAAGUUAUUAUACCUAAUAAAUUAUUAGUAUUAAUAGUGCUGCUAAGGUAUUUAAUAAUCUAAUAAAAUGGAAAGUUUGCUCUCUAACUCCUUGUUUCUUUAGAAAACUGAAAAUUUGCCAAGUGCUUAGAUUCUCUUAUUGUCUUUAAAGGACAGUGAACACAAGGAAUUUUUUUUUGGUUCGCAUUAAAGUUGAAAGGCAAAACUUUUUAAUUUUUUGUUGUGGAGAGGGAUUAGAACACCUUUCAGUUUUUAUUGCUGUCACUGCUAUUUUUACGGAGAAAUACUCUUGUGUCCUGUUUAUCAUCAAAAGUAAAAGAAAAUCCCACAUUUUGGGUUGACCUCCGAACACGAAUGGAGGGGAAAUCUUCCAAUGGGGUACCGAUGGUUGUGGUGACAUGCCUGGAUUCCCUAACUUUGGAGGGAUUUCCUUUUUAACUUCCUGUUUUAGCUAUGGCACAGGAAGUGAAGACAAAUCGACCCAAUGGGAAACAGAUGGCCAAAAAAAACUGAUGCGGUUUAUAACACUCCCUUACGCUAGGCAUAACAAAUAAUGUUUGCCUUUUAGUUACACUUUAACCAUUUACUAUUUUACAGAAAUUGUUACUUUAUUUAAUUGAGAUAAUGUGUUUAUUGUAGAUCUUCAGUUUUGACAAGGCAAAUGCAUAAGUUAUAAUUUGUAGUACAUGUAUUUAUAGUUUGUUGUAUUAAUAGUUGUCCCUUGCAAUUCAUGUGAUUUUGUCACAAAACUUUGCCAGCAUAAGUCAGAACAUUUUUAUAAAACCAUUCAAAUGCAAAAUUGAUAUGCAUUUUACCAAAACGAGUUUUUUUUUUUUUUAACCUGUUCAAUUCCUUCACAUAAAAGCCAUGUUUGACGCUAUAAUACCAGUCUUUUUGUCUUGAUGGCUACAGGAGACAGGGUUGCCUUUUAGGUGUGUGUGUGUGUGUAUGUUUUUUUCCUUUUUUUGUUCUUUAAUUCUUGCAUCAUGGGAUAUUUAAAAGCAUCUUACUAUUGUGGUCUCGUUUUGACAGUUUUUGAAUGUCGAUGGAAUGUUUAUAGAAUUGUGGGUCUUUGUCUUGUUACAUUCCAGUGUUUUCUGCCUCUUGGCAUGCUAAAAGCACGGCUUACAACUUGUCUGUCUUUCACACUGAAUAAAAGUGCUGUUAGAGUGCUAAACUACAGAAAUAGCUGCUGCUAUGUGAUGUAGAAUUCUCUACUUGAAUAUUUUUAUGUUGUAGGAACCUCAGGAGGUCUGUGUUUACUGUUUUUAUAUCUAACUUCUCUUUCCUGUUUGAGCUUCCCUGUUUUGAAGAACUCUAACAAUGAUCAAAACUGCCCAUCAACCUAAGUUGGUAACAGAAAGUAAACACAUAUAAAACCAUACACAUUCUUCAGUUGACAUGUAGGAAGGACCUCUCUUGGGAAUCUCACUUCAGCGCUGUAGUUAAAGGCUGAAGCCAUCCACAGCUGAAUUAUGGGUGGAUUCUGGUGGGUUGAAUCAUCUCCAAGUUUCUAACAUCUCACUGGGGGGGUAGCAGUUGAUCUCUCCGGAUAACCAAGGUUUUUCACUGAUGUCACUGCAAAGGGUCCAGCCCUUCCUUCUGCAUUCUUUGUAAAAUAUAUACUAGAAAUGCCAUUUGUGGGGAUGGGACAUCCAAUUAGUAUAUGUAGUGGUUAACAGAAGUAGUAAGUUAAGGGAAGAUUACUUUCCCUGGAAAUCCCCAAGGGAUGUAAUAACCCAAAGUGUAAGCAUUUUGGAAUCCAACCAAAAAUGUAAAUGUACAAAGUAAAAUCUUUUACAUUGGAUCAUAUUAACAGAAUUUGUACGCACUUGCCAUUUAAGCCCAAUGUCAUAAGUUGUGGGGAUGUGCCAGUAUUUAAGUCAUAAGAGGUUGCAUUCUCUAGUACAGCUUAUGAAAUGCUUUUAUUGUGCAGUAUACCGAAAGAAUGUAUGUUUUAAGUAAUUCGUCAAAAGCCCAUGCUCUUGAGAUCAGGUAAUGCACAUUUUAGUAGAUAUAAAGGUUUGUGCUAACAUUUCCAGCUAUUUCUAAUUACUAAACUCGGAGAGCCCAAUAACUUGGUUAUAACUUAAAUUGAUAGAUAAAAAACUUAACUGGGAUUUGUUAUAGCAGCGCAGCUUUUUUUUGUUUUGUAAAAAAAAAGAACCCUGUGCAGACUGAAGGUAUUCAACAGUGUACACUAGGAUAAUUUGAAUAUUGUAGUUAGAUGAAAAACUACAAAGCGUAUCGUUUUGACAAUGGGGGAUUCAUUGUUGUAUGGGUUCUGAUAUUGGAAGGGUAGACUUUGCGUAUAAUGCAUUAUCAAUGUGCUAAUAUGCCACCCUCAACACACAGCUGCCAGUGAAAGAUCUGUCACUAGUGGGAGAAGUACAAAGCUAAAGAUCUCUGGAAGGGUGAAGAAAGGAUGACCAAUUACUGAUGGUCAUGUGCCCUGGGUUGCAUUCUGGUUAACAGCUUAAUGAUAUAGCAGGAGCGUAAAGCAGAGCUCUAGAUGGCAAGAUCUCAUAUGAAAAAGAGCUGCACUGCAUAAUGCUUUUGCAGUGGACCAUCAUGACAAACAGUGGUGUGCUAUAAUCUAUACAAACCAAUGCAAUUAAUUCUCAUUGGGGCUUAUGUAAUGGGCCAUGUAAAGCCCACCUUCAGGCACAAGUAUUCCCGCCAGGGUUAAAGCAUUCCUUUGCCUCAAAAGCAAACUUCAUGCAGGCUUUCUUCUAUAUCUGGAAAAUCUGUUUGUUUACAUUCUGGGAUUAGUACAGCUUUUAAUGUGCUUCCGAUUCUGUGCGGAUGUAAAUUCUGCAGGUCUCAUAGAUGAACUCGGCACUGCUGUCUUGCCAGAGCCAACAGCCAUUCCCUUCCCCCUUUAUUCAGGCCAUUCACAAAACACAUGGUCCCAGGCUUCGUUUUGCGAAUUGUUAGGAGAGGGAGGUGAAGACACCACCUUGGCACUGGGGUCUAUGAGGCCUGCAGGUCUUUAAUCUGAGCUGACCAGAAGUAAUGUAAGAAACUGUACUAAUUCAAGCAAGCAUAUUUGAUUGCUGUAUAAGAAAUCCAGGUAGCUUUUUAUGAAAAAAAAGUUUAAACGUUUUAACCUCGGUAAAGUUAUUCCAGGAGUUGGGCUUUAAAGACAGUCUGAUAGCCCAUCUGAGCACCACAUGCUUAUGAAUCUACAGGGUUUUGUAUAGCUGAACACUAAGAAAAUUACUAAAUACACAGUUCAAAUUCACAUGCAUUGUUUUACAUGCCUAAGGACUUGCAUUUCUGUUCAUCCAGUCUGAGAUUUGCCCAGCCAGAAUGUGGAGCCAGAUGGGUAAUCCAAUUUAUUUCAUGCAUUUAAACAGUACAGCCUAGUUGGCUCCUUCACAGCAGAUUGAUAAACGUAUUCCUUUGCUCGCUGUGCUCUCUCCUCCAGUCAUUCUUCUGCCAGCACUGCGCUGUGCAGAACACCUGAUCAUGUCCUAGAGAUGCCCCAGUUCUCAAGCACUUACAAUUUUAUAGGGUCCCCUCAACCCUACAAGCACCUUCAUGGAAUGCUCCCUGCUCGAUUCUCGCUCUGUUUGAGUAGUAGGCGGGGCAUCAGACAGGUUCUAAACAUUGGUCUUCUCAAGCACAUUAAAUGCUGAUUGGUAGCUGUGGAGUAGUGCACCCAUUUCUAUUUUGCAUCCAAUUUUAGUU